Molecule: messenger RNA, 1445 nt
Organism: Megalobrama amblycephala (Wuchang bream)
Lineage: Eukaryota; Metazoa; Chordata; Actinopteri; Cypriniformes; Xenocyprididae
Product: serine/threonine-protein kinase pim-2-like
Exons: 8
Coding region: 81-1370 (429 amino acids)
Biological process (GO): regulation of mitotic cell cycle; negative regulation of apoptotic process; protein autophosphorylation
Cellular component (GO): cytoplasm
Molecular function (GO): protein serine/threonine kinase activity; ATP binding
Source: RefSeq, a predicted model, not a curated record
CAGAGACUCUUCACACUUUACUCACUCACUCGGUUUGUAGCUGCUCUAGUCUGAUUGAUUGAUACCAUCAGUGGUUCAUCAUGGGACAGAGAAGUUCACGAGUACGAUCUUUUGCGGAGAGCGAGCAGGUUCACGACCCAAACCCCAGCAGCAGCAGCACGGCGAUGGAACACCAUCCUCAUCGACCUGUUGAUGUUGCUGAGGGAGAGGGAGCCGUGAUUCCCAACUCGCGUCCAAAAAAGAAGAAAAAGAAAGGGGGCAACUUCUUUAAGUGGCUCUCUUUCAGUGGGAAGAAAAAGUCCACCGAAAACAAGAGCUCAGAUCAGGGCGAAAUGAAGGACCAAGAUACUGAGACGGAAACACCCAGGAGUACCGACGAUCAAAAGUCUCUACAGUCCAUCUCCAGAUCUGUAGAGGUGACUGAUCCCGAGGAACCUCCUGCCGGUGUUAUCCGAGUCCUUCCCGCUGCUGAGCCUCUGGAGUUUCAAGAGCUCCAAACUCAUGUUCACGACGUUCCAGCAGGUGAAACGUCUCCUCUGACGAAACCGCUGGACAGUAAUGAAGUGAACAUGAGACCUGAGGACAACAUCUGCUGCCGAUAUGCAAUUGGCCGUAAGCUGGGGCAAGGUGGAUUUGGUGCCGUCUAUGAAGGCACUCGUUUGGCAGAUGGCCAGCAGGUGGCAGUGAAAUUUGUCAAAAAGACAAAACACACGGAAUGUAUCAGUAUUCCUGAUCAUCCCGAGCCCCUUCCCAAAGAAGUCGCUCUGACAAUCCUGGCCAAUAAAGGUCCAGUGAUGGACAUCAUCAAGCUGCUGGACUGGCAGGACCAGCAGGACUUCUACGUCAUGGUCCUCGAGCGUCUCCUGCACAGCAUGGAUGUGUCUCGCUUAGUGGAAAGCAACGGCGGCAGCAUCGACGAGAACCUUGCUCGGCUCAUCAUGUGGGGAGCAACACUAGCCGCUGAGGCGUGCUGUCGCCGUGGGGUUUACCAUGGGGACAUAAAAUUAGAGAACCUCCUGAUAGACUUAAAGAACCUCAAAGUCAAACUCAUUGACUUUGGAUGCGGCGAUCUCCUCACAGAAUCUGCCUACACGAGAUUCUGUGGCACAAUCAUGUACUGCCCUCCCGAGUACAGGAUGAAGGGCGAGUUUCAUGGAAAGCCGGCGACGGUCUGGACUCUGGGGAUCCUCUUGUUUAGAAUGCUGUGCGGAUACUUUCCAGAUACUUUUGACUUGUACAGGAUUAAUAUGAACACCUGGUACAAACCGGGCUUGACAGAAGGUUGCUGCCAUUUGAUUUGCUCUCUUCUGCAGCAGAAGCCUGAGCGUCGGCCUGAUCUGGAAAGGAUUGUUUAUCACGAAUGGUUUUAGGUGUAAGACCGGUCACAGCCACUCCAGAAGUGUCAUCGGUUCAGAAAAUCUCUUUCUGUUUGAUGAAAAAUCCAC